AAGAUCAAGUUGCGAGGUGUGGGGGUAACCGAGGAGGUUCUGGUCUUUGCUAGAAACAUCUCGAUGCAUCCAGAGACGUGGAUCGAUUUCCCGGCGUUUGGGGACGAUGAGGAUUCUAAUGAUUUUGAAAUGUCUGAAGCUCAACAAGAGCAUGCAUUGGCUAUAGAACAUCUUGUUCCUAGAAUAGCUGCUUUGAGCUCUGAGCUGUGCCCAAGUCAGAUGUCUGAAAAAUGCUUCUGGAAGAUCUAUUUUGUGCUUCUGCACUCUAGACUCAAUAAACAUGACGCUGAACUUCUCUCAACACCUCAGAUAGUAAAAGCCAGAGAGAAUUUGCUGGUAGACCUGCCGCAUCGGACCAAGCCAAAACCUCAGAGAAUUGUAAAAGAACCCCCCUCUGACAAAGAGAAUGUUAGUUCCUCCCCCACCGAAGAGAAAGUCAUAUUGCCUUUAACCACCCAAAAAGAAGUCAUUAUAUCAGAAAAACCUUCAAUCCACGAAGAUGUUGUAACCGAAAAGCAUCCUGUUGAAACUUCUGAAGUAAAAAUUGUCGACAAGUCCAUAAUCAAAGAAGAAUUAUCAACUGAAAGUAGGGGCAAGGAUUUACCUAUUGCGACAUCAAAUGUAUCCUUGCAAAAGGAUGAAGAGGAUGGCGAUGACUGGUUCGAAGAAGAAGAGACUGGUGAAUCAAACAGCAUGAGAGGCGCUUCUAUUCCAAUAUUAGGGAAUGAGGAAGAUGUAUCCUUCAGCGAUUUAGAGGAGGAAGACAAUGAACAAGGCAGGGAUAUUAUUUCAAGAACAGCGCCUAAUGUGGAAGGUUCUAGAACAAAUACGUCAAGAGGGUGGGUUCAGUUGAACAAAGGUUCUCCACAGACUACCGAAGGCAAUGAUUGGUCAGAUAUCGAAGAUAUCGAUGUGGCGUAGCCAAUGAUCCUGCCGUAUCUUAUUGCGAGGUAUGCUUCGUUGGUCUAUUAUAUCUCUCCAUGCUUCUAGUUUUAUUCUGCUGCUCGAGUUUGUUUGGACUAGCAGAUGUUUUGUACAUAAAAGGCCUCAUGAGCUACUGUACAUCUUUCUACGGUACUUAUGUUUAUUUCCCGUUCUCCUUUGCAUCAUGCACGAGUCAAUGAAUUCCACUCGAACAAGCUGAUGACAACCUGUCUUGAUCAUGGCAUCAUAAAAAAGCUGAAGGUUGUAUUUGCAUUAAUUAUUACAGCAGUUUUCUUGUUGUAUGAUGUCGAUAUGACUUUGCAGUGAUGUGUUUUUUCAAUCAGAACUAGUUAAAUCAAUGGCCACCGAGUAGGAUGAGAUAAGACGAGAGAGUGAUGUUGCUCGAGAAUGAGAAUUUAUUGAAUAUCGAGAUAUUGAGGAUGCGCGAGGUUGGAAUUGUUGAAUCUUAUCAGGCCAAUAAUCCUACAGGAAGGGGAUUAUCGAAUCUCACUGGAGAGGUUGGAUUGUACAGUAUCAGAUUCGCUAAUUCCCAUUGUAGUCAUUGUGACCCAUGCCGUUGCUAAAAUCCUUGUUUCUUUCCUUU
Ananas comosus (pineapple) is the source of this 1528-nucleotide messenger RNA. RefSeq lists its product as uncharacterized. The record is from RefSeq and is a predicted model, not a curated record. NCBI's taxonomy places the organism in Eukaryota, Viridiplantae, Streptophyta, Magnoliopsida, Poales, Bromeliaceae.